This is a messenger RNA of Candidula unifasciata, 1839 nucleotides long. The record is from the annotation of a GenBank genome assembly. NCBI's taxonomy places the organism in Eukaryota, Metazoa, Mollusca, Gastropoda, Stylommatophora, Geomitridae.
AUGUUGACGACUAAUGGACAAAACAAAAAGAAGAAUUUCCAUUUGGACGAGUCUGAUCUUCUCUGCAAAAAUGGAUGUGGCUUUUAUGGGAAUCCAGCCUGGCAAGGGUUUUGCAGCAAGUGUUAUAGGGAGGUGUACCAGACGGCACGGCAGGCCCAGCUGCAGCAUGACGCUGCCAAGGAAGUCUCACAUACUCUCGUAAAAAAGGCGCCUGGUCUAGCAGAGGUAAGGGACUCAUUUUCCCGGUUUGAAGAGAAGAAAACACAGCAGGUCAACAAGCGCAGUAAUACAUUUAAAUCAUUCCUCAGGAAGACUCCAAACAAAGAAAACCAACCCGUUGUUAAAGAAGUGAGACCCAUCAGUGCAGAAAGUCAGAAGAUUGGUGGCGAGUUUGCAGAUUUUCUCAAAUCUAUGAAGAGGAAACAGGCAGCUCUGGAGAUAUCCAAACUGGUUCGUGGGUUCAUCGAACGAGUCCAACAUAACCAGGACUGGAACAUCGACGAUUUGUCAGAAAUAGUGCAAGAUUUCUAUGGAAGCCUCUCCGACAAACUCAGCACUCAGCCAGUUUUCAAAGGCUUUUCACAAGACACCAUAGACACAGUCAUGGAUUAUACAGAGCGUUACGUCCUUAUACGCUUGUAUCCUUCCAUUUUCUGUUCUCCCUCCACAACGGACGAAGAAAGAGACUUGGCCAUUCAGAAUCGUAUCAGGAGUCUCCAUUGGGUGACUACAACACAGUUGGAUACCCUCAUUAAAGAUGAUGACCCAACCAUCCGACAUGAGCUGGACAGUGCAAUAACAGAUAUCAUAGAAAUGGACUCCAAGCGUGCCACACAAGACAAGCUUCAGUGUAUAGUCAGUUGUAGCAAGCAUAUUUUUGAAGUCUUACGUCAGUCAAAGCAGGGUCCAGCCAGUGCAGACGAGUUCCUACCAGCUCUCAUUUACAUUGUGUUAAAAGCAAACCCACCAUUGCUGCAGUCAAACAUCCAGUACAUUACUCGCUUUGCUAAUCCAACCAGACUCAUGAGUGGAGAGCAAGGCUACUAUUUCACCAACCUGUGCUGUGCUGUGUCUUUCAUUGAGGGCAUCAACGCGGAAUCUCUGAACCUGAGCUGUACAGACUUUGAGCGCUACAUGUCAGGGGAGGCCAUGCCUCCAGGGGCAGGCAACCAACAUCUGUGUCUGGGUCUCCGGCUGAUGUAUGAAAACUUGCGGGUACUGGGAGAACUUCGACAGCGUCAGGAGAAGGUUAUGGCCGAAGCUCUGCAACUCCAGGCCGACAUGAAUGAGUUCAAGGAAAACUUCAUCGAGAAAGUGGACAGGGUCAAGUCAAGGACACCUUUGAUUAUUCGUCCACGGAAAGUGAAAGUUGAUCUGGAUGCAGAGUUUUCUGGGAAUGGGAGUAACCUCCCUUCUCCAUUAGUUCCCAUGAGGAUUCUUCUAGAUGGCCAGUCUGUUCCAACUGCUGGUCAGUUGCAAGAAAAACUAAAUGAGUCAGAACAGAUUCUAGAAAACAGAAAUGCUGAAGAGUCUAAUGAAGUGAUUCUUGAAGAUGUGGAAAAUGUGAAUGCUAAUAGUGAGUUUUUGACCUGCCAGAGUGAUAGUUUGAUGCAUGGGAAGAAUGAAAUUGAUGAGAUUCUUUUAGGAGAGCAAAGUCUGAGCAUAGAUGAAAAUUCUGAGAUGAGCUUUGACAAAUUUGAAGGUCAACAAGAUGCUGAAUGGCUUUCUGAUACCGGAUCAGGUGGGGCCAAGGUUGUUGGAGGAUCCAUCGAUGAUGUGGCUGCCGCACCGCUGGAUCAGGAGAUGUCUGAGGGUACGCCAGUAACCACCACCAGCUAA